This is a messenger RNA of Paramecium primaurelia, 1224 nucleotides long. Lineage: Eukaryota; Ciliophora; Oligohymenophorea; Peniculida; Parameciidae. The record is from the annotation of a GenBank genome assembly.
AUGACAGAUGAGAUUGUUAGAUUAUAAACUAUUGAAUUCAAAUAAGAAAUUGAGAAAAGAUUUUCUAAAAGUCGUUAAAAUCACUUUUAUGUAUUUGAAAGAGAAGGUUUUGAUGCAUCUGAUGAUGAUUCACUUGAUUCUCUCAAAAAUAUUGAAGUCUAUAAUUUAUGUUAACCAAUUCGAAAAAAAUCAAUUGAAACUGAAAGAACAAUCCCUAAAUCAAGCAAAAAUUUACUUAUACAACUAUUAAAGCCAAAAAAAUAACCAUCAUUUAAUGAAAAUAAGUCCAACAAUACAUCCCUAUACAAAUCAAGAUCAUAAAGCAAGAAUGCAAAUACAAGACUUCGCACUGAGUAUUAUGUUUAUACUGAAUCAGAGGUUCUGUCUUGAAAGAAUCCAAAAAUGUCAUCCUCAUCUCUCCAAAAUUACCUAAGAGUCCCAAUUACAUUCAAAUAGACAACCUCAUUAAAUCUACUAAGAAUCAAAAUGUUUAUAAAAUUAACAACUAUUCCUUUGUUAUAUGAUCUAUAUUAAUUAUUAAUUAAAAAUGUCUCAAAAAUUUAAGUCCCCAUCUAUUAUAUCCAAAGUCCAUCCUAAAGUGCUCUACAACACUCAAGAGUAUUUACCAACACAUAUCUUAGACUAAAUGCUAAAGUAAUUAAAGUGUUUAGUCCUUUUGAAUAUAUGCAUUAUAUUAAAAGAAGACAAGAUUACUUAAAUAAGCAAUAAGAGCUCAUAUCCAAUCUUUAAUUAAGCAAAGAGAAUUAUGAAAAAUUGACAUUCUCUGUAAAAUAGAUAGGAGUAACUGAUGAUGAAGGUAGAGUUGGUGCACUUAGUUAAAGAAAAUACCUAUUAAAAUCUAUGGAAUCAACUAGACUCUAAAAAUCAGAAUCUAUUUAGCAUUCAUAAACUGAUAGAAUUUAAUAUUAAUUUAGAGCAAAAGCAUUACAAAGUAGUCGAAGGGAAAAAACAAGUAUAUCCUAAUAAAAAUCUAAACUUAACUUUUUAACUAUUCCAGAAAAAUCAGAAACUCAACUUGAAUUUAAGACAAGCAAUAUUGAUAAAAUUAUUAAGAGAUCGAGAUAGAAAAAGAGAUUUCUAUAAAGUCAACCCUAACCACCAGAAGUUGCAUUUGCUAAAUAAUACCAAAACUAAAAAUAUUUGUCAUAUAGUCGAUAAUUAUAAGAACUAUAAGGAACGUUGGAUUUCAUUAAAUUGUUAUGA